AGAGAGAAGACAAAGAAGGUGAAGCAUAACAGCAAAACAACAAACAACCCAUGUACUAACCCUCUUAUUACAGUAAUUUAUUAUUAUGACAAUAAACCCUAAAUUGGGGGGCAGCAUUCACAUUCACAUCAACCCCCAUCAUCUACAUUGUGCUCACCACCAAGUCUGUUGAGUAUGCAAGUUCUUGAAUCUUCAACUCAUUCUGCUUUCACUUGUUUGGGGCUGUCACUAUGAGUUUAAGUUCUUUGCAAGAUGAUUUGUACAGAUCCUCAGGGCAAAGUUUGGAUGGAAGUUUCAGGAAGUCUAGAUCUGGUCUUUCUUCUUAUAAAUCAUCCAGCAUUUCAGCGUCUGGAAACUUUGCUCCUGCUUCAAAAGGGGUCUUCAAAUCUUUGAGAGAUUAUGCAAAGAAACUUAAUGACCUUGACUUAUUUAUUCAAAUUCUUGAGGAUUGGGUUGUGGAGAAUUCACAUGCUGAUAGUACAAACGGCGAAAUGUCUUUCAGGUCCCCCUUUUCUAUUAAUGACUUGCGUACUAUUGACUAUGCAUUGGAAGGCUUCUUAUUCCAGCAAUUAUUCCGCAUGCCUUGCUCACCUUAUGACUCUGAUAAUAUGAGAGAAGAUCAGUAUCUUGCUCUUGAAGAUUUUCUUCACACUAUUGCCGAUGGCUUGUGGCGUACAUUCUGGCAUAAAAGUGGAUCAUUGCCAUACUACAUAUCCUGUCCUCGUCACCCUGGGUCAAAAUUUUAUACUGUUGAGAAAGCGAUAUUGAGGAGAAGGCUUGGAGCGCUCAGUGGUGCAGCUUUGGUAUCGAAAGUAGGGAGUAAUGAAAGAGUUCACUGGGAUAAAGUGGUUGAGUUUGCAUUAUUUAAAGAAGACAUUCUCAUGAAAAAUGAUCUGGGAUAUUCUCCUUCAGUAAUAUGUGAAGCUCUUUUUUACGGUGUUCACAUACUACUUUCCAGGAGUCUGAACAAGUAUAAUACUAAUAACAGCGAUUCAGUAUUCAUUUUAGUUCUUGACUCUAAGUUUGGCGGUGUUGUUAAACUUGGGGGUGACCUUGCUAAACUUGAACUUAACCCAGUUAACCCAUACCAAUCAAUCGUAGAAUGGAUCCAGUGCCAUGCUCAAAUAGAUAUAUCCCCUGUAGAUCGUGUAUGGAACAAACUUGGAAAUGCAAAUUGGAGGGACUUGGGAACUUUGCAACUGAUACUGGCAACAUUUUACUCUAUUGCGCAGUGUCAUGGACCACCGAGAAAGUCAAUCACAUCACUUGCAUCUCAACAUAGCCUCCGUCUUCAGAAGCGUAGGAUAGAAUGCAAACUCUAUGAGGAUGAAAAUGGUCUACUUCCCUUUGAGCAGGUCAACCACGAAAACAAAGAAAUUAUCGAGCUUGACCAUAGUGAUCAUCCAUUUCAUGAAAUGAAAGCAUCACGGCUGAAGCCACAGCAAGGUGAGAUACUCCUGCUGGAGGAUCAGGACCAAGGACAGAGAUGCUAUCAGAUAUGUGAAUCUUUUGUUGGAGGGACUUCUUGUACCUACAGUGCCGUGGCUUUAGAUUGUCCCAUUGAAAUGUUGACAUUAUAUAUAGGUGCCCAUCCCUCACGUCUAGAACAAUCGUUAGAGGACAUGAGUAUGUGGUAUCUGGUACAAAGGCAAAGCAAAGUAUUGAACAUCUUCAAAGAUAACGGAAUUUCUAGUAGAUAUCUACCGGAAAUACUUGCAUACGGCAGAAUAUUGCAUUCGGGUCCUUGCAAGAAAGAAAGUCCAAAGGGCCUGUGUGAUCAUCCAUGGUGUGGUACAUCAAUACUUGUGACUUAUCCUUUUGGGGAGUCACUUUCAUCAACUGCAUCUCUUGAUGGCCCACUUUCAUCUGAGGAGGCAGUCCGCUGCUGCAGAGACUGCCUAUCAGCUCUGAGAAGUGCAAAGAUGGCCAACAUCCAGCAUGGUAAUAUCUGUCCUGAGAACAUAAUACGCGUUGCUGAGACUGAAGCAGAAAGAGAGAGCUUCUUGUAUGUUCUAGUCUCAUGGGGGCGUGCAGUUCUUGAAGAAAGGGACAGCCCAGCUAUUAACUUGCAGUUCUCAUCAGCUCAUGCUCUUCAAAAUGGGAAACUCUGCCCUUCAUCUGAUGCAGAAAGUCUAGUCUACCUCCUGUAUUUUGUUUGUGGUGGUAAACUUCAACAACAAGACUCUAUCGAAUCUGCUCUGCAAUGGAGGCAGAAAUGCUGGGCAAAACGCUACAUUCAACAACGUUUGGGUGAGGUUUCAUCACUUCUGAAGGCGUUUGCUGACUAUAUAGACAGCCUUUGUGGUACACCAUAUCCAGUUGACUACGAUAUAUGGAUAAAGCGACUGAGCAAGGCUGUUGAUAGCUCAGCAGAUAGAGGGAAAAAGGUUGAAGAAAUGUUGAGACUAACAGAUAUUGCGGAGUCUUCUGGUACCUCUAAGGGUGGAAAUUCUUUUGUAGAGCAGGAGCAGGAGUGACCAGUUAUUUCCAAGAGAAGCAAAGUGAUAGGAAAAAAAUGAACAUAGAAUUUGGUUCUUCUAGCAUACAAAGUUAGGGCUGCUGCUUUGUUGAGCAUGUUGUAUGACAUGAUAUGGUUAGGAUUUUCAUGUUUUGUUUGUUACUGUGCUCUUCCUUCCUGGUGUCCUCAUUUUCUUUGGGUUUUUUUAUUUUAUUUUAUUUUUUAA
Messenger RNA from Daucus carota subsp. sativus, 2684 nucleotides. RefSeq lists its product as uncharacterized. The coding region runs from base 231 to 2477 and encodes 748 amino acids. The transcript has 4 exons. The record is from RefSeq and is a predicted model, not a curated record. NCBI's taxonomy places the organism in Eukaryota, Viridiplantae, Streptophyta, Magnoliopsida, Apiales, Apiaceae.